Messenger RNA from Thunnus maccoyii (southern bluefin tuna), 2869 nucleotides. Its product is annotated as immunoglobulin superfamily DCC subclass member 3-like. Gene Ontology annotation, cellular component: plasma membrane; axon. Gene Ontology annotation, biological process: axon guidance; cell-cell adhesion. The record is from RefSeq and is a predicted model, not a curated record. The transcript has 14 exons. Lineage: Eukaryota; Metazoa; Chordata; Actinopteri; Scombriformes; Scombridae. Gene Ontology annotation, molecular function: protein binding. Bases 1 to 2145 code for a protein of 714 amino acids.
AUGAAUGACUUUAUUAUUGGUCGUCAACAGCUUCAUCAUCAUCAUCACUGUCAUCUUCAUCUUCAUCAUCCUCAGACUCUCUGUGUGGGCGGAGCCUCGGAGCUGGCCUUCCUGAAAGAGCCCGGUGAUGUCAUUGCAGCGAGGGACCGCCCCCUGAUGCUGGACUGUCAGGUAGAAGGGGAGGGGCCUAUCUCCAUCACCUGGCGGAGGAACGGCGUUCCCGUGGCGACCGGCGUCAGGGCGACGGUGCUCCCUAACGGAACGCUGCUCAUCAAGAACUUCUCCAAGAGACGAGAAAGUAACGAGACGGACGCCGGCGAGUACGACUGCGCCGCGCAGAACCACUACGGCAUGCUGAUCAGCCGCAAGGCCCGAGUCCAGCUCGCAUCCCUCCCUAAGUUCCUGUCUCACCCUGAGUCUGUGGCGGUGGAUGAAGGGGGCGUGGCCAGACUCACCUGUCAGGUAAAUGGAAUCCCAGAAGCCAACAUCACCUGGCAGAGAGACCGACGCCCACUGAGCACCGAGGACCCCAGAUACACUCUGCUUCCUAACGGCAUCCUGCAGAUUACCGGCGUCCGGCAGACCGACAGCGGCUUGUAUCGCUGCGUCGCCUCCAACAUCGCCAACACCCGUUACAGCCACGAGGCCCAGCUGUCCGUCACCGUUGCAGGAUCCAGGAUCUACAAGGAGCCCGUCAUCCUGUCCGGUCCUCAGAACCUCACCAUCAACGUCCACCAGACCGCCAUCUUGGAGUGCAUUGCCACAGGAAACCCCCGCCCCAUCGUGUCCUGGAGUCGCCUUGACGGGCGGUCCAUAGGUGUGGAGGGGAUCCAGGUUUUGGGAACCGGGAAUCUGAUGAUCUCUGACGCCACGCUGCAACAUUCAGGAGUUUACGUUUGUUCAGCCAACAGACCGGGAAGCAGAUCCCGACGGACGGCGCUCGGACGACUGUUCGUACAAGCUCCUCCAGAGUUUGUGCAGUGGCCUCAGUCCGUCUCCAGACCAGCAGGGGGCAGCGCCGUCUUCAGCUGCACGGCGUCCGGCGUCCCGGAGCCGCACCUCAUCUGGCUGAAGAACGGCAAACUGCUGGCGCCCAGCGGCAACGUCAAACUCACCAACGGAAACACGACGCUCGCCAUCACCCGCAUCACCCCCGAGGACGAGGCCAUCUAUCAAUGCAUCGCAGAGAACAGCGCCGGCACCAACCAGGCCAGCGCCCGUCUCGCCAUCAGCCAGGGGCCCGAGCUGCCCGAGGCCCCCGUCGGCCUCCAGGCCACGCCCCUCAGCUCCACCAGCCUCCAGCUGAUCUGGGAACAGCCGCCAGAGCACGUCAGCCAGCACAUCAUCGGAUACGUCCUGCACAUCCGACGACUCGGAGAGCCGGACAGUGCGGAGCUGCAGGAGGCCGUCAGUAAAACGACCUUCAGACACGAGUUUGCCAACCUGGAAGCAGCCACCACCUACUCCAUCUACCUGAAGGCUUACUCUGCUCUGGGAGGAAGCCAGCAGUCCAACACCAUCACCUCGACUACACUGGGGGGCGUUCCCAGUUCUCCCAGUUUCUUCACAAAGGUGUUGAACCAGACAGCCAUGCAGGUGUACUGGGAGCUGCCCAGUAAGCCGGGGAAGGUGGAGGGCUUCAGGCUGGAGUACCGUGGGGUUUCCAACCCAGACAUCCAGGGACAGGAGACCUUCCCAGGACACAUCAACACCCACACCAUUUCCCACCUGGAGCCAGGAGCGGUUUAUGAGAUCCAGCUGGUGGCGUUUAAUGGGAACGGAGACGGUCCAUCUAACCGCCGCCUGGUGUCUCUGUCAGAAGGAGGAAACCCUGCAGCGGCUGGUCCGAACUGUAACUGUGAUCAGUCUGACGGUUCGAUGUCGACUCUGCUGGUGGGUGUUCACAGCGGCCUCGCCUGCAUCCUCUGCUGCCUGCUCUUCAUCCUGCUGGGAUACAGACGCAGUUUUUUGUGCAGGAAGGCGGCGAGCUGGGAGACGCCGCCCACUCUGGAUGGUGUCAGAGGCCCUAAAAUUCACACACCUGAGAGCAUCGAGCUGAGCCAGAGAUGUGACUCCACCCCUCCUCCAGUGAUGGUCAUGGUUGAAGCAACCCCACCCGUCCAGGCCGGCACAGGCACCGGAUAAAACAAAUGCAUACUACUACCUCCUUACCUCCCCCCUCCUCCUCCUCCUCCUCUUCCUCCUCCAGCCUGUCGCGACCUCUCCUCUCCUGACAGCCUUACAGCCACAUCAGCCUUUAUAAACGACAGAUUAGAUUUGAACUUUGAGAUUAUUGAGAUGAUGAGUGAGUGAGGAACAUCCAGAGAGCGUCUGAUACCACAGAGGAACACAAACAGCGCCUGCUUUCACUCCAGUUCAUGAUGAUUUCAUAUCCAGACUGAAACCAAAGCUGAAUUCUCCUGAUUCGAUCUUUAAAACAAACAUUCGUUACACAGGACCAGCGACUGCUGGUCACAUGACUGUAGCUCAUUCCUGUGUGGUAUCAGAUGUUGGUGUCUCCGUGGCAUCCAUGAUGUUCCUGUUGAAACCAAAACCUUUUUCCUUCAGUUUGAGUCAUUUUGAGUUUGUCACCAUCGGUGCCGAGUUUCCUGAGACACCGAGGCCUUCCACCAGUCUGACCAGAGACCGGGUCCUCAGAGGGUCCACGGCAGGUUCACUACCUGAGCAGGUAGUUUACCUGUCGGCCUCCUGAGGCCCAGAGCCAAAGGGAUUUAUGAUUUCUCUGGUCAGGCGGUGACUGUAGAGGACAUGAGCGCUCCUCUGCUCUGCUUUAGCCUUUUACCUGUUUGUUUGUCUCACCGAGUUCGCCUCCGGUUAGGACGGAAAGGAAGCCGACAGUCAGCUGGUU